This is a messenger RNA of Notothenia coriiceps (black rockcod), 772 nucleotides long. RefSeq names its product COP9 signalosome subunit 5 (gene cops5). The transcript has 4 exons. Lineage: Eukaryota; Metazoa; Chordata; Actinopteri; Perciformes; Nototheniidae. The record is from RefSeq and is a predicted model, not a curated record. The coding region runs from base 152 to 757 and encodes 201 amino acids. Gene Ontology annotation, molecular function: metallopeptidase activity; protein binding.
UGGUGUAUUGGUAUCGUUCACUAUCAUGGCUGCCUGGUAAACUGACCUGUAACGGUGCUACGAUCUUUGGAGAAAUACAUUUAUUGUGUUAAUCCUGCAGUAAAAAGGGGUUUUUAAUUAAUAAUUAAGGUUUCUAUAGCUUGUGUAGUUCAUGAUGGCGGGGAGCAGCACUGCUCAGAAGACAUGGGAGCUUUCCAACAGCAUGAACGAGGUUCAGGGCAUUGACGAAAUCUACAAAUAUGACAAAAAACAACAACAGGAAAUCCUCGCUGCAAAGCCAUGGACAAAAGAUCACCACUACUUUAAGUACUGCAAGGUGUCGGCUCUGGCCCUUCUGAAGAUGGUGAUGCACGCGCGGUCGGGGGGGAACCUGGAGGUUAUGGGUCUGAUGCUGGGGAAGGUAGACGGAGAGACCAUGAUGAUUAUGGACAGCUUCGCGCUGCCGGUGGAGGGAACAGAAACACGUGUCAACGCUCAGGCUGCGGCGUACGAGUACAUGGCUGCGUACAUCGAGAACGCUAAACAGGUGGGCCGUCUGGAGAACGCUAUUGGCUGGUACCACAGUCACCCUGGAUACGGAUGCUGGCUCUCAGGAAUCGACGUCAGCACUCAGAUGCUCAACCAGCAGUUCCAGGAGCCCUUUGUGGCCGUCGUGAUUGACCCCACCCGCACCAUUUCUGCUGGGAAAGUCAACCUGGGCGCCUUCAGGACCUACCCCAAGGUAAAUGCAAACAUUGCAGGCUUUGUUGUCAUUUGAACAUACAGUGUAGAU